This is a messenger RNA of Dermacentor albipictus, 2985 nucleotides long. Lineage: Eukaryota; Metazoa; Arthropoda; Arachnida; Ixodida; Ixodidae. The record is from RefSeq and is a predicted model, not a curated record.
AUGGACCUCACUCUGGUCACUGACAAGGAUUUCCCUACGCGCAUUGGCAACUCCAUCACCCGGGACUCGACACCCGACCUCGCCUUCGUGAGGAACGUCGAGGACGGCGCCGUCAUCUCCCCAACAUUGUUUAACAUCUGUAUGAUUGGUCUUUCGGAGAGGUUGGCCCGCGUCGAGGACGUCAAGCACACCAUUUACGCCGAUGACAUCACCAUAUGUCUGGCUUCCACCCUCGCUCAACUCCACGUUGGCGACGAGGAUGUCGUUAACGUACCCCCAGCCCCGCUGCGCCGUCCGUAUCCGCCCGCCAUGAGCUUCACCGGGCUUGCUCCGCCACCGUUUUUCCUUCCGACGCCCGGCCGUCCGUCAUUGCCAUGGGAGCAGUGGGAGCAGAUGUUCAACGUGUACUUGCUGGCAUCCGGAGCCGCCGCAUUCAAGCCGGAGCAACGCAAGGCUAUUCUUUUGCAUUGUUUGGGGGCGGAAGGCCAGCGUAUUUAUCAGACGCUACAUGCAGGGACCAGCGCCGCAGCACAGGCCGCGCCAAGUGCCGCAGCACUCGCCGAUGACAAGUCUGUCGUGGCCCCUCCUGACGACUACGACUCUGCACUCGCCGCAUUACGGCACCAGUUUUCGACGUCGCGCAACGUUAUCAUCGAGCGUCAUCGCUUUCACCGCCGCAGCCAACACACAGGCGAGUCCGUUCAUGACUUUGUUGCCGCUCUACGGGAGCUAGCGUCACAUUGUUCGUUUGCCUCGCAAGAUGAUGCUUUGCGGGACCAAUUCUUUGCCGGCGUAGCUUCCACUCGCGUACGUGAGCGGUUACUGCUCGAGGGUUUCGCACUGUCGUUCGAGAAUUCUGUUCGAAUUGCACUUCAGUUUGAGCAGGCGGCUGAAGAGCUAAAGGAGCUUUCUGCUUCGGUCGAAGCAAUUUCACUGCGGCAGCGUCGAAAACCGUCGUCGCAUUCUUCGCAACAAAGGAAUUCACAACCGGCAGCCACCUUAGAACAGAAUUUAACGAGGAGCCUGGGCGGCUCACGUGCGCCGCAGCGGCACCGCCCCCCUCAGCGGAACCGAGCGCAGAGUAGCCGCUCCGGCUCGCCACAUUGUUUCCGAUGCGGCUCGCGGAACCACAUCGCGUCAGCGCCGCAGUGCCCAGCGCAAGGCAAGACUUGUUCGUUUUGCGGUCGCAAGGGCCACUUUCAAAGAGUAUGCAACCGCAAGCUAACCCAAAUGCAAGGCCGAGUCCAUGAACUUGAAUUUCAUGAAGAUGUUUCGUCAUGCAGCAGUGCUGAGGAAGUUUUGACUGUGCAAUGUUCCGCGCGUAGCGGUAUUCAUAUUCCAGUGCAAGUCGCGAAUGUCACUUUGACAUUCCUUGUUGAUUCAGGGUCGUCUGUUUCAAUUCUGUCGGAGCAAGAAUUCAGUCGAUAUUUUCAGAGCGUUCCGCUCCUGCCUGCUCCGCAGGUUAGUCUGUUUGACUACUCUCAACAGCCGAUUCCAGUGCUAGGUUGUUUCCAGGCAGACGUUCGAUUUAAAGGCCGCACAGCGUCGCCACGUUUUUAUGUUGUUCACUGAGGCACUUCUCUGGUCGGUCUUGACGGCAUUAAGGCCUUGGAUCUUAGCAUCGAGGGUUCUGCUCUCAAGUGCUUAUACACGCCCGUUGCACCGCAGCCGACUGUUGUUGACUCGCUAUCCUGUUUUAUUUCCACACCGUCAAGCACGCAACCCCGUAACAAAGCUGGCGUGACUAAGAAGUUCAGGCAGGCCGCCCUCGACGACAGUUGCCUGGAAACCGUGAAGUCAUUCGUGCUGAGUUCCUGGCCGCCAAAGAAGUUCAUACCAGAAGAGGCGAAACCAUUCUACGCCAUUCGGGAACAACUUUCUGUUGUCGAUAACCUGCUUCUGCGUGGAGAGCGCCUCGUUGUUCCGUCCUCCCUCACGGCUCAGAUCAUCGCACCGCGCACGAGACACAUCCGGGUAUCAUGCUCACGAAGGCGCGACUGCGUGAGCGGUUCUGGUGGCCACGAAUAGAUACGCAAGUGGAAACGGCAGUAAAAAACUGCCAUAUCUGCCUGGAGGCAGAUAAGUCCGCCAGAACAUCACCAGCACCGUUGCAACCAGUUGAAUGGCCUGAGCGACCAUGGCAAAAGCUUGGCCUAGACAUUGUUGGUCCUUCAGAGCAUGCAGCUUACAACAGAUUUGCUGUAACGCUUGUUGACUACCAUUCUAAAUGGCCAGAGGUGUAUUUUUGCAGCGAAGUGUCCACGAGCACCGUGAAAGACUUUUUAAGAAGUGUUUUUGCCCGUGAAGGCUACCCGGAAGAGAUCGUUUGUGACAAUGGACCUCAGUUCACUUCGCGUGAGUUCAUAACUUUCCUGCAACACAGAAGCAUCAGUCUUUCACAUUCUUCAGUAUACUAUCUCCAAGCCAAUGGGCAAAUAGAACGUUCCAAUCGCACAUUGAAAAACUUCAUUCAAGUCUCACUUCUCGAAAGACGACCACUCCGGCAAGCUGUCAGAUUACCUUGCCAUUUACCACUGUACUCCGCACGCCACCACCGGGGUCGCCCCAGCAGUUCUGCUGCUUGGUAGAAUGCCCCGAACCAGGCUGGAUAUCGUGGGUUUCUCGGCACCAGCAUUUGCGGAAGAUCCAGCCAAGGAGUUGGCGCGACUUCGUCAAAGGGUUCGGCGUCAGCAGCAAAGCAGCAAGCACUACACGGACAAAAGGAGAGCCGCCAAGAAGACGAAGAUAGCCGUAGGCGAUUUUGUGCGCAUCAAAAAACUGUCCGUUCGGUUCAAGGGAGACUGCGCCUUUUUUCGCCAACUAAGGUGAUCAAGAGGAGGGGACCAGCCUCUUUCCGACUUGGAGACGGCCGUACGUGGAAUGCCUCCAAGCUUUCCAGGGUUCUAGAAGAGUUGACAGUUGGGCUAGUUGGUCGUCCAUAUUUGAAGUAGUAGCUUAGCGCAAAUAAAACCACAAACACAAGGA